AUGGCCAAAAGCGCUGUGAAACAAAGCACUGGCACAAGAUUCGAUAUACCAGCGCUUGUCGCAAGCGUUGGCACAAGAUUCGAUAUACCAGCGCUUGCAAAAAGCGCUGGUACAGGGCUAUACCGACGGUCGACCACCAGCGCUUUAUCCAAGCGUUGGUAUAGGGCAUGUAGGUCUGUAGCAGCACUUUGCGACACCUGUGCCAAUGCUUUUGGCCGUUGUCUAAGAGACCUAGUUCAAAACCUAACCAACCUGAAAGUACUUAACCUUUCUAUGAUUCUUAAUGCAGCUUGGAAUAAAAAUCUCACCGGCUCUCUACUUGAAUUUCAAAGCAAUAGUCAGCUUAAGUCAUUGAUAUUCCAGGGCACAGGCUUCUACGGUAAGCUCCCAGGUUCAAUUGGUAGACUUGAAUCCUUAGUUUAUUUGGAUUUGAGUCAAACUAGUUUAUCUGGGACACUCACUUCUCCACUUGGCAAUCUAACCCGUCUCAGUCUCCUCAACCUUUAUGAUUGCAAGUUUAGUGGCCAGAUUCCUUCGUCGUUGGCCAACCUAUCACAACUAACUAAGUUCGCAAUUGGCAAUAACGACUUUGAUGCAGGACCACUUCCUAUACCGCCAGGGAAGCUACUCAAACUCACUCACUUAACUGCAAAAGGAAUAAAUUUACAAGGUGAGAUCCCACUGUCGCUUGCAAACCUGACCCAACUUUCCUUUUUAGUAAUUAACAUAAAUAACCUGGUAGGUAAAAUCCCAUCCUGGUUCAUGAACCGCACCCAAUUAACAUAUGUAGAUCUUUCACAAAAUCACUUCCAUGGCACGAUUCCUAGAUCAAUCACUCAACUCAAGCAUCUUGAUUUUUUGAGUCUUCAUUCUAAUAGCUUCACUGGUAUUGUCGACCUAGACAUGUUUAUGAAACUCCCAAACCUGGUCUCGUUGCAAUUAGGGAGAAACAAUCUAAUAGUGCUCGACAAAAAUAGUACCAAUGGUACUCUUCCAAAGCUUGAUGUUCUAGACUUGGCGUCAUGCAACUUAGUCGAGUUCCCUAGCAUUCUAAGAUUUCAAGAUGAAUUGCAGGCGUUAAGUUUAAAGAAUAACAUAAUUCGAGGCAAAAUACCAAUAUGGAUGUGGAACUCGAGUAAAGAAACAAUGGAAUAUGUGGACUUUGGCGAGAACUUUCUGACAGGUUUCGAGCAGCAGCCAGUUGUCAUCCCAUGGCGUUUUCUAAUAGUUUUCAACCUCGGCUCCAACAAGCUUCAAGGAUCGCUUCCUGUUCCACCACCAAACAUUGUUAUUUAUAAUGUCCGCGAGAACGCAUUGACGGGAGCAAUUCCAUUGUUAAUGUGCCACAAGAAUUCUCUUCGUAUGGUUGAUUUGUCCAACAACAAUUUAAAUGGCACAAUACCUUCAUGUUUGGCCAAUUCCACUGAGGAUCUUCUCAUGUUGAAUUUGAGUGGCAAUAAUUUCCAAGGAAGUAUUCCUUCAACAUUCACAACAAAUUGCCAACUGUUGAUGAUAGAUUUAGGUCAAAACCAACUAUUGGGGCCGGUGCCAAGAUCAUUGGCAAAUUGCACAAUGCUGGAAUGUCUUGUUCUUCAAAAUAAUCAGAUUGAGGAUACUUUCCCUUCUUGGUUGGGAGCUCUUCCUAAGUUAGAGCUUCUUAUUUUGGGAUCAAACAAAUUCCACGGCAACAUUUGGGAUCGCAAAAACAAUUCAAUGUUUCCAAAGUUGCGGAUAAUUGACCUCUCUUGCAAUGGCUUUUCAGGUAAUUUGCCAACAGAAUACAUUUGUAACUGGAAUGGAAUGAAAAUUAUCAACAAAGAGAAUUCGACAUAUAUGCAUGCAAAUCCAAAAAUUCAAUUCGAGCUACGUGCUGGUCCAACAACUCAUAUGGCACGAUCCUAUUUAGUUGUGUGGAGCUACCAUUACUCAAUGAGAGUGGUCAGCAAAGGGACAGACAGGUUAUACGAGAGGAUUCAAAGUGCCUUAGUGGUUAUUGAUCUCUCAAACAACACAUUCAUUGGGGAUAUCCCAGAAUCCCUUGGAAGUCUCAGUGGGCUUCAAUUGCUAAAUAUUUCCAACAACAAACUUACUGGCUCUAUCCCCACAUCGUUGGCAAAACUGACAGCAUUGGAAUCAUUGGACCUAUCUCAAAACUUGCUCUCUAGUCACAUCCCCGGGCAACUGACCCAACUCACUUUCCUUUCGAUCUUAAAUGUUUCUCAUAAUCGACUCACUGGUCCUAUACCUCGAGGGAAACAAUUUGAUACAUUCGACAAUAGUUCGUAUGAUGGGAAUUUGGGAUUGUGUGGUGUCCCAUUGUCAAAGUCAUGCAGAAAUUCAAUGACCUCACCACCACCACCUCUGCCUAUAUUUCGAGGUCGCGAUCUUGAGUUUUCAAGAGGUAUUUAUUGGAUGGUCAUAGCCUUGGGAUAUGGAAGUGGGCUAGUAGUUGGGUUGGUUAUUGGGACAACUCUGACGAGGAGGUAUCACGAAUGGUUUGUCGACACCUUUGGGAGGGGGAAGAAACUUCAGAAGAAGCCGAAAAGGAAGGGCCGAAGAACCUAAUUGUUGGCAAUGAAAUUGUGGGUUCUUUCUUCAGUACCACUUUUGUGCUUGUGCUCCCAUCUUGGCUAGAGGUUAUGUUAAAAUUAAAUAAAAGGGUCAGGUGUUAAGGAUAUGCAGGUUUUAGCAGUGGAAUGCUAGCAGUGUUGUCAUGUUUUUGCAGUGCACAAGAGAGAUCUUCCUGGAGCUUUUGUUCUUCAUGUUGCAGUUAUAUAUGUCUUUCUAUUACUCAUGGUCUUGUCAUGUAACGCUCAUGUCCAA
Messenger RNA from Rhododendron vialii, 2823 nucleotides. RefSeq names its product receptor like protein 27-like. The transcript has 5 exons. The record is from RefSeq and is a predicted model, not a curated record. NCBI's taxonomy places the organism in Eukaryota, Viridiplantae, Streptophyta, Magnoliopsida, Ericales, Ericaceae. The coding region runs from base 1 to 2565 and encodes 854 amino acids. Gene Ontology annotation, molecular function: protein binding.